AUGGCAAGUGCCAGUCAUUCAUCGGCGCCUGGCGCGGAAACAUCCGAUGCCGCGGGCCCUGUCAGGAAGCGCAACGUCAUGAUGGCUGGGUUAGACAGCUCUCCUGGCAGCGUGGACGAUGUCGAGGAGGGUGAUGCGCGGGAGGAAAGAAGGCGACAGCCCGUGAAGAGGGCGUGCAAUGAAUGUCGCCAGCAGAAACUACGGUGCGAUGUGAUCCAGGACCCGUGGACUGAUUGCUCUCGAUGUCGCCGCCUAAAGCUCGACUGCAAGAUUGAAUCAAAUUUCAAACGAGUUGGAAAGCGGAGCCGGAAUGCAGAGAUGGAGCGGGAGAUCAUUGAACUGCGGAAACAGAUCGCCAGUGUACAAGCAAACGGAGGCGUACUACCGCAGCAACCUCCUAUACCAUCGUCUAUGCCCACCGCGCAGCAUACGCCGAAACAAGAAGCAUCCAAUCAGGUCAGCCCCGCGGUAUACAACACGCCAUCGAUGUCUUCCGACCACUAUAUGGGCUCUCACGAAGCUGUCGCAUCGCUUUUGGAUUUGCGCUCAGGAUUCGACGGCUCCAACUAUAUGAGAAACGGCAGUCAUCACUUCAAGCGCAUCGAAGAUGUCAUUGUCGUUCCAGAGCGCGUUACGGAGCUAUUUGAUUUAUUUUUUACAUUCUACCACCCCUUCCUUCCGUUCCUUGACCGAAAGCAGUCUCCGGAAGAUUACCAUAAAGCGUCGCCAUUGCUAUUCUGGACCAUCAUCAGUGUCGGCGCUCGCCGUUACCAGACCGAUACUCAACUUCUCAACUCCCUUGCCGGCCCCGUUUCACGAUUGGUGUGGAGUACGCUGGCGGACAUCCCACAAAGCUACCAUGUCGUGAAGGCCUUGUGUUUGCUUUGCUCAUGGCCCUUUCCCACAAGCAGCACGUCCACAGACCCGACAUUCAUGCUCUGCGGCAUGAUGAUGCAGGUCGCUAUGCAACUCGGCCUUCAUCGCCCGUCGCAUACGCAAGAUUUCAGCAAAUUCCGGGUGGAACUCAUCGAGGAAGAAUUGAGGGAUAAAGUGAGAACGUGGGCAGUGUGCAAUAUUGUUGCACAGCGAGUUGCUACGGGAUAUGGACAGCCUCCGUCAACAUUAUACGACUGGACACUGUCUUCGAGUGACUCCAUGGACGCCAAUUUCAAGUUGCCUGAAGAUAUCUGGCCCCGAUUAGAGAUUGAAAAGUUUUGUGACAAGGUCACAAAGGCUCUUUAUACUAACCGACGAGACCCUGUUGGGCUAUGCAGUGAUCAAGAACGGUCGACGCUGAUUUCCUUCUUGUCGAGGGAUUUCGAUGAACUCGAGGUUCUGCUGAAACCGCAGAACGACUGUAUCACGGAUCUGUACCUGCGCGCAUCCAAUCUCCACCUCCACUUGUCGGCAUUCUUCGAUGAUACUACCGCCAAGGAUUAUCGCGAACGCCUACUUGCGCUCUACGUUGCGACUACGACAUUCUUAGAGGCUGCCAUGAAUUUGGAAACAGCGGUUGGCCCUGUGCUAUCGUAUACCCCCUAUUAUAUUUACCAAAUGCUGGUUGCCGGAGGAUGUACUCUUCUGAAGCUUUGCAAGAGCUUCUUUGCAGCACAUAUCGACAUGGAAUACGCCAAGAGCCUCUUCAACCGAACAAUAUGGGCGAUUCGAGGGGUGUCUGUCACGACUAAUGAUCUUCCUGAGCGCUUGGCCGAGGUACUAGCCCAGAUGUGGAGGUUGGGAGGUGGGCCCUCACCGAAACCACCUACCGACAAUGCGGACGUCGACGAUUCUUUGAUGCUCAAGGUGCGAUGCCGCAUGAGCAUGUCGCUCCUUUACGACUCGGUGUGGCGGUGGCGUGAGGAUGCCCGCACUAAGGGUCGCAAUAUCGAAGCGUAUCUUAAAAAUCCGACGAAUCCGGAUUCCAAUGCUGAGUCUUCUGCUUCAUCGUCUGUCGGCGCUCUGCAGCCCGCGUCAACGACCCCGGGAGUGGCAGGAGGAGAUCCUAGCCUUGCUCCGGCGCCCAUGCUUACACAGGCCAGCAUGGGGGUCGGUGCAUUGCCAAGUGGGUUCAUGGAGCCUAAUUAUGAGGUGUUCGACCCAUUGAAUUGGCUGCUCGAUGGGCUCGUCGACUUACCGUACUCUUAUUCCACCAUGUCUGGGAUGGAAGCUCAAGGCAUCGCGUAG
Aspergillus terreus NIH2624 is the source of this 2184-nucleotide messenger RNA. Its product is annotated as putative C6 transcription factor (Leu3). The record is from RefSeq and is a predicted model, not a curated record. Gene Ontology annotation, cellular component: nucleus. The transcript has 6 exons. Lineage: Eukaryota; Fungi; Ascomycota; Eurotiomycetes; Eurotiales; Aspergillaceae. Gene Ontology annotation, molecular function: DNA-binding transcription factor activity, RNA polymerase II-specific; transcription cis-regulatory region binding; zinc ion binding. Gene Ontology annotation, biological process: regulation of DNA-templated transcription; DNA-templated transcription. Bases 1 to 2184 code for a protein of 727 amino acids.